AUGUAUAAUCACUGUCAUCAGCACAAUGAUACGUUUGAUCGUGGUGAUGAUUGGAGCGAGAAUUGUCCCGAUUUUGCUCUCCUCUCUCCAACAAACAGUUCAUUCAAAAAUCUCUCCUCCGAUAUUAUUUGUUAUAUUGUUUUUCAAUAUUUGGAUUACAAAACAAUUACAAGUUGUUUAUUAUUGAAUAAGGAAUAUUAUGGAAAGAUUGCAAAUAAUAGAUUUCUUUUUAUUAAUAUGUAUAACGAGUUAUUUAUUAAUAAGAGAAUUGCAUUAUCAUCAGUGCAACUACCAGUACUAUUUAAUUGUGUAUCUUUCAGUUCAGCAAAUAAUGAGUUAUCCAGUAAUUGUGAGAGAAUGCUUUUGCAAUCUGGGAGAAUGACAGAUGAAAAAUUGGAAUGUAUUAGAAAAAAGUGGCAAGAAUCAAUUUAG
This is a messenger RNA of Naegleria gruberi, 432 nucleotides long. RefSeq lists its product as uncharacterized. The coding region runs from base 1 to 432 and encodes 143 amino acids. Lineage: Eukaryota; Heterolobosea; Eutetramitea; Acrasida; Naegleriidae. The record is from RefSeq and is a predicted model, not a curated record. The transcript has a single exon.